GCCGCGGUCGCGCGCGCAACAGCAGCAGCUCGAGGCGAAGGAGAAUCGUCAGGACGGCGGCGGCGACGCCUCAGGGCAUCGCGGUAGCGGCGGUGCCGGGGCCGACGGCCGAGGCGACGGAGGAGCCCCUGGAGGCGGUGCCACGUGCCACGACGGCCAGCACCACGGCCACGACGGCUGCCGGGCGCACGGCGAAUCCGAGGCGCAUGCCUUACCUCGGGCCUGACAUGACCACAACCCGACUGACCGCCAUGUUCUACACGGUCGAGGUCGGGGACACCAAAUUCACGAUCCUCAAGCGAUACCAGAACCUCAAGCCCAUUGGAUCGGGGGCCCAGGGCAUCGUGUGCGCGGCGUACGACACGGUGACGGCGCAGAACGUCGCGAUCAAGAAGCUCUCGAGGCCUUUUCAGAAUGUCACGCACGCCAAGAGGGCGUACCGAGAGUUCAAAUUGAUGAAACUGGUCAACCACAAAAACAUAAUUGGACUCUUGAACGCCUUCACUCCGCAGAGGUCCUUGGAUGAAUUUCAGGAUGUGUAUCUAGUGAUGGAACUCAUGGAUGCGAACCUUUGCCAAGUAAUUCAAAUGGACCUCGAUCACGAGCGCAUGUCCUACCUGCUUUACCAGAUGCUCUGCGGCAUCAAACACUUGCAUUCCGCUGGAAUCAUACAUAGGGAUUUGAAGCCUAGCAAUAUCGUGGUGAAGUCCGACUGUACCCUGAAGAUAUUGGACUUUGGCCUCGCGAGGACGGCUGGCACGACGUUCAUGAUGACACCUUACGUCGUGACGAGGUACUACAGGGCGCCAGAGGUCAUCCUCGGCAUGGGCUACAAGGAGAACGUGGACAUCUGGUCGGUCGGCUGCAUCAUGGGGGAGAUGAUACGCGGUGGUGUCCUCUUUCCCGGCACCGAUCAUAUCGAUCAGUGGAACAAAAUUAUAGAACAACUGGGAACUCCGGCCCAAGAAUUUAUGCAGCGAUUACAGCUGACCGUAAGGAAUUACGUAGAGAAUCGACCUCACCACCCAGGUUACCCGUUCGACAGGCUAUUCCCGGACAUCCUCUUUCCGUCGGACUCUUCGGAACAUAAUCGCUUGAAAGCGAGUCAAGCCAGGGAUCUAUUGUCUCGCAUGUUGGUUAUCGAUCCGGAACGGCGCAUCUCCGUCGAUGAUGCUCUACUUCACAAUUACAUAAAUGUCUGGUACGAUGAAGGUGAAGUGAACGCUCCGGCCCCGGGUCCUUACGACCACAGCGUCGACGAACGGGAACACACUGUCGACCAAUGGAAGAAGCUCAUCUACCAGGAGGUAAUGGAGUACGAGACAAGCCACAAUGCCGCCUCGGCCUCUCAGUCACCUGACACGGCCGGCUCCCGGUAGGCAAUCGGCCGCUGAGACAAAAUCCCUACUGGCACCGAGUAACACCAUGUCCUCUC
Molecule: messenger RNA, 1435 nt
Organism: Ceratosolen solmsi marchali
Lineage: Eukaryota; Metazoa; Arthropoda; Insecta; Hymenoptera; Agaonidae
Gene: bsk
Product: mitogen-activated protein kinase dJNK
Exons: 7
Coding region: 207-1379 (390 amino acids)
Biological process (GO): protein phosphorylation
Molecular function (GO): MAP kinase activity; ATP binding
Source: RefSeq, a predicted model, not a curated record